Molecule: messenger RNA, 30900 nt
Organism: Spirometra erinaceieuropaei
Lineage: Eukaryota; Metazoa; Platyhelminthes; Cestoda; Diphyllobothriidea; Diphyllobothriidae
Source: the annotation of a GenBank genome assembly
AUGUUAGCCUACUCUGUUGAUACUGACGCCGCCGCCGCCGCCGCCGCCUCCACCACCACCACCACCACCACCACCACCACCACCACCACCACCACCACCACCACCACCACCACCACCAUCGCUAACGGUGUCGCCAUCGAGAACACGGUACUGUAGGUGAUCCUGGCAGGUAAGUGUUCAUAUUGCCCUUACCUUCCUGAGGACACGUCUUCAGAGAUAUUAUAUUGUUCUGUAAUUUACAGGAUCGCCUGAAAAUAUUAAAAGUUCACUGAUGGCAGCAUAAAUAAAACCGAAUUUGUGAAUGAGCUAUUGCUCGCUGAUUGUCCGUUGCAAGUAACUUUGACGUACCACGUACAGGCACUUCCUCGAAUUUCCGUUAUAAGCCUUCAGUCCAUCAGAAUUCAAUAUUCGUCCUACAUGUGGGCCUGCAAAAGCAAGUCCAUUCAACCUCCCGGGGUUCUCGUACAUAUGUGCUAAUGCGUGCAUCAGACUUAAGUCCGUUACCAUGGUCUCGCGGAAGUGAACCGCGCUGGGGUCGCAAAGUGAUAAUUAAUUGUUUAUACGUUACCCUAGUUACCGUGUGAAGUGCUGCGAAGGUUUCACUCCAACCCCAUUAGAAAGCAGUGGAGAGGUUUUGCGAUUUAUACCUUUUGCAGUACUUUCUUUCUGAAGCCGCUACAGGCGCAAUGAAACUAAAAUGCAAGUUAAUAGAGAGGGAACUUCGAUGAUACUCACCCACUUCUUUGCUAGCACAAUACUGUCCUCAGAAUCUCGCAAACGUUAUUUUACCUAUGCAAAACGGAACAUGACGAGGACAAACGGUCCUCCACCGAUAGAGCAAUGAAUUUGGAAUGAUACCAUGCUCAGGACGUGUAGAAAGAGAAGCGCCCAACUAAUUUCGCCCUGCAACUUCAGAGUACAGAGAGGCAAGUGCUGUUGAGGAGGACAAUGGAAGUUGGGAUGUCGUUUUUUCCUUAAUUGCCAAGUUGAAACGAUCAAAUAUUCGUUUUUUGGGUUCAGUCCGCCAUAGAUCAUUUUAGUAAAAUGUUCCCGCCUUUGACCCGGAUUUAAAUCACAGGCCACUCCUGUGCUGGCAUUUGGCAAUGACCAGUUGAUAGCGACAGGUGAGACAGAAAUGGAGAUUCCGGCGGCGAAAGCGAGAGCUGCUAAUUUUGAUAGGCAUGUGAUUGUACCUUAUAUAUAAUGGUAGAGGGUACUCGCCGACCGGCUAUUUAUACAUACAGGUUGAAUGGCAUUAUUGAAAAAGACAAAGGAGACUGGAAUGACCAUUUUCGCCUUACUGGCCGUCCUCAGCCGGUCACACCCAAUUCCGAAGUGUGGGACACGCGGGGCUUGAUUCCGCCACCUGUUGGUUUAAAGUCCAACGCCUCUAACCACUAAGCCACGGGCUCGUUGUCCUAUCGGUUGCGAGAGGAUAUAUACAAUGGUAUAAGGACGCUUACCAAUCGCGCUACGGAAUUCGUCCCAUUGUGCCUUGGAACUCUCUCUAGAGCCCCGCUAGCAGUCGCAGAGCGGCGCGUGAUAUAGGCAGUGUGCAUAUAUAUGUAUUGAUAUAGGCGAAAAAGCGCUCGAGUAUGACUUUGGAAAGUCAGAUGAAUAAAUCCUCAUCCCCAGAGCUCACCUACCAUCUUCUUCAAUACGCACACACACACAUAUAUAUAUAUGUAGGCAGAAUGCUAUUACCGACAAAGACAAGGGAGACUGGAAUGGCCAUUUCUGGCUUAUUAGCCGUCGUCAGCCAGCCAUACACAAGCCCGAAGUGUGGAACACCCGAGCCUCGAACUCGCGACCUGUUGGGUUAGAAGUCCACGCCUCUACCCACCGGGCCACGAGCCCGUUGCCCUUAAGGCACAACGGAACGUGUGAGUUCCGUAUGAACGAUCGGUGAGCGCCCCCUACCAUUGUAUAUUCCCGAUCGAAAACCGACAGGGCGACGGGCUAGUGGCCCGGUGGGUAGAGGCGUGGACUCCUAAAAACCAACAGGUCGCGAGUUCGAGGCUCGGGUGUUCCACACUUCGGGCUUGGGUAUGGUUGGCUGACGACGGCUAAUAGGCCAGAAAUGGCCAUUCCAGUCUCCCUUGUCUUUGUCGGCAAUAGCAUUCUGCCUAUAUAUCAUGCGCCGCCGUGCGGCUGCUGGUUGGGCUCGAGAGAGAGAGAGAGAGAGGCUGUAAGGCACAACGGAACGAGUGAGUUCCGUAAGAACGAUCGGUGAGCGCUCUCUACCAUUAUAUAUAUGCAUGUCAACAUGAGUGAGGAUUCAAUGUCCAGAUAAAUUAUCCGUUCAUCAUCCAUUAAAAAGACGAAGAAGAAAAAGGGUGACUGCAUGGACCACACUGUAUUGAUGCUGACGUUUCGGAAACUUCCUCCUUUCCAUCACCAGAGUGGUGGGGUGUCUGUUCCUGCUGGCUCGGAUUUGUUUUGUCUUGCCGCCUGUCUCGUGUUGUAGGCGUUCCUGACGCACGAACUCUGACCUGCCUUCUGGCUGGGUAUUGGGUAUGGUCUCUCCGUGUGCGACCGCUGGCGCGCUCCUGUGACCGCUGCCGCCUGCCCGACUGUCGUAGUCACUGCAAGGUCUGUGUGCCCGUUGGCCCUCCCCUCAUAACCGGAUGGGCUGAUCAGCUGCCGUUGCAUGUGCUAAUCACGCUCGGCUGUUUUGGCGCGCCGAUGGGUCGAUGUCUCGCGUUGGUCGUGUGACCCCCGGCUGGCCCUUUCCCCCUGCUGUGAAGGUGACAACUGCUGGGGGAGCCGCGACUUGCUCGCCAGUGCUGUCGGCCCCGUCUGGGCGGACUGGAGCAUUGUAAGUAGCGCCUGGUAGGCCGGAUGAAGGUCAAUAGCCCUGUUGAUUGUGCCGACUGAGGACCAAUUUUCGAGCACAGACUGGCCAUCUUGUCAUGGGGUCGACCGUGGACGCUUGCUUCCCCAAAGGCGAAACUGUGUUUCUCCUGUUGCAUGUGGCCAUAUAACAGUCACAGUCUAUCCUCACGGUUGACUGCCAGCUGGUGCCCAUGCAGUCUUGUGCAGAGGCGUUUCCCCGUUUAACCUGCAAACCUCGCAUUGUAAUUCUGGCACGGUAUGUUGUAGAACAAACAGCUCAACACUCUGAUGAUGGGAACGAGGAAGUUUCCGAAACUUCAGCACCAAUACAGUGUGGUUCAUGCAAUCGUCCCUUUUUAUUCUUCGUCUUCUUUUGGAGAUGAUAUACGGGAUAUACAUAUAUAGAUAUUGCGGCUUUUUAAUUUCCUCAGAAAUUAAUCGCUAACUUGGAGUAAAUCAGUCUAUUUGAGACUCAUAGGCUCAGACUGAAUUUUUGUAUGAAUAUUUGAACCGAAGUUUAUCAGCCACUCCGGAAUAAGCCCGUAAUAUUCCCGAACAGCCAACAGGCAGUCAGUAGCCUAUACAACCAGUAUCUGUGCUGUCUCCAUAUUUAUGCAUGAACAUAUACAUAUAUAUGCCACAUGUAUUGCGCGUCCGCUGCCAUUAUUAGUUGUCGUAGCGGAUGCUGGCUUCGAUUGAGAGUCCGAAACGCCAGGCAACAAAACUCUUGCCACUCUGAUCUGGCCAGCUUCGUUUGAAUUGUCUAUCAAUAACCACCUAUUUUCUGUGUUGACAUUUUUCGUCUCCCUCAUCUUUUUUUAAUCUUUUAGCAUACAGCAUGUGACGUGUCUCCAGAGGCAUUAGUUCGAAUGCUGAAUGAUUAUUUCGGCCAGAAAGAAUCACUAUAAUAUUGGUUAUCAAUGGUAUUGCAGUCACACUAGUGUGUUGGUUUUUAAAUGCACUUUUUUUCUACCGCCUGCCUAAAGUACGCCAGCUAAAUGAUGUCUGCGGAUUUUAGAUGUCUUAAUAAAUUUAAACAUAUUUCGCGGGAAGCUUACAUGCAGUUUUUUGCAUUCAUUUUGCAGCGAACUACUUAUUCACCAAAUUUUCCACCCAAAGAAAGAUAUCCUUUGAACUUCAAAAUAUUUUUAUAAUUGUGAGAUUUUUGAGACCGUCAAUUUCCGAUUCAAAUAGCAUCUCAUAUGUACGUUUGCACUAUCAAUGAAAUGUGCAACAGGCUUCUUAUCCAUGACAAAGUUUUACGAGCACAAAACUCUUCUUAGUAGCAUUGAGAAACUUCUGUUUUUCCCUAAAUAGAAACUUGCUAUUAGGAAACCCUAAGCGUAGGUGCGACGACACAUAGGAUUCAGAAUUGUUCGAGAAUCCAAAAACAUUAAUAAUAUUUGAAGUCACUCCUUUUUCCGAAUAUAAGUUGAAAGAUGAAGUAGUUUGCCACAAAAAGGAAGAAUGGGCACUUUUAUACAUGCUUUUCGAAAAAGAUGCCCAACUCCGAGACGGCGUCCGAAAUAAAUGGAAGCAAUCAUUCUAUUUAUGCAAUACUUUUAGCGCUUUCAAAGUUUCCGGGUAACCGGAGGGAAAAGUAUUCAUAAACUGGGGUCUUGGCUUGACUGAAUUAUGCUGGGUUUGUGUUGGAUGACAACUAACCCUUUCCAACAGAGGUAGUAUUCCAGACUUCUAGUUAACGUUUCAAUACAUACUGGAUGUAAUUAUUUGACGUUAUAUAACAGUCUGCGCAGGUUUCGGAUUGGAAAUCCAAGCGAAAACGGAAUGAACACGUUUGUCUAAGUGACCAAGUCAACGAAACGUCACUUCCAGGUGAUUAAAAAAGUUUUGCCCACAGUCAGUAGGAUAUGAAACCAUGACUCAUUCGUUUAGGCGUUUGAUCCGAAUGCUCGGUGACCUGCUGCACCUGGGUUCAAACGUCUGGUCGCCUCGUUCUCAGACUGAGAUGUAGUUAGCAGAUGUCAGCGAACGAAUCGGAACUGGACACCAGUCUUUUUGUCCUUUGUUAGCAUUCCUUAUAUGCCACAUAAGCAUUUGCCUAUGAUGAGAACAGACAUCCUCCCAACUGGUCGUAUUCUCCGUCGUAUCCUAUUAGGCCAGGUGGGUGAGCCUAUCUCUUCCAGGAAAUUUGUCCGCAAAAGUCAAAAAUAAUACCCGGUGGGACCGAUUUAUGUAAACGUUUAACCAGGACAUGGAAAUGGGGACGCCCCGUUCAAGUAAUAAAAGUGGAAGUCCUCAUAAUUCUUGAAAGUGCAAAUAUUCCCCUGUCUUAACCCCCAACAAUAGCCUUAAUGUAAAACUAAACUGCUGCCCUAGGCUUGACCCUAACCCUGCCCUAAACAUUAACUUUGCCGUUAACACUAGCCCGAACCUUAAUCCUAAAAAUUGAUCCUGAUUUACCUCACUGUUGACUUUUAACGGUGACAUUUAAAGAGUCUAAUUAAUCUAGUAAAAUUACUCAGUCUAAUUUCCUCAAAAGACUAUAACGAAUAUAACAACACCGACCUCACCUUGUAGCUGAUAAGUAGAUGGCUCUUAAAAGCGAUCAAACUUGUUUAAAUCUCCCUACUAUAUGUGUGCUGAAUUGGGCAAAUGUUUACGGAUAAAAAUUUCUGUAAAAUUAAUGGUCCCCUUAACGAAAUUAGAGUCAAUCAGAUAUUCCCUUACGAAAUAAUCUUUUCUAAAAAAGUUACUUCCGAGUCUACUUUAACAGUACUGUUGACGGAAAGUGGCCUCUAGGCAGCCCAAAGAUUGUUUGCACUUUCUGAGAUGAACAAAAGUUGAGUUUUAUUUACAACCUUUGAGGACGUCUAAGGUCGAGAUGUCUGCCACCAGUUGUAAGCCCGUUGUACGCUCGCUCUCGCAAAGGAGUAAUCAAGAAAGUUUUGAACUUAUACUUCCCUCAACACUAAGGUCCUCUGUCAACGUCUGGGAAGGGCAGUUAUUUGUACUUUUUAGUUUUACUUACUUUCUCCCGUUACUGACGAAAUAAAACGCGAUCCCAGGAUAUCAGCCACCAGAAGGUGAACCGCAGAGCCAUCGAGAGGCAUGGAAACAUGCUGUUCAGUAUUCAGAGGAGGAAAACUCUCCGCUCGUUAUACAAAUAUAGAAGCUUCACAAUACAGCCACUAUCGAGUGUGUCGAAACACAGGCAUUUUGACUUUAAGUACUAAAUUUCAUUCCUAAUGAGGUAGUCACACUUAUCCCUGUGACAUUUCGACCGUCGGUUUCAACAAUGUCCACCCUGUACUCCACAGUAGGGUUGGUGAAGGGACGGGGCAGGCGCGUGAAUUAGUUUAAAGUGAUGUCAAACCUGGCCACCAUCGACCGAACCCCUCCCACCUUGGACUCUGUGUCAAGAGGACCAAAGGUGGGAGAGGGCACAGGUGACUGGCACGGCGUAAACCCGUACCCAGGUGUGCUGCCACACCCGCCAUGGGUCCCAUGGACUUGGAGUGCCAUGGAGGUCACAUAAAGAAGGAACCAUUGCAGCCUGACUCCCAGUCCACCAGUCGGACACUCAACCCGCAAACACACAGAUAGGGUUGGCUGCGACGUCCGAGUUAUCCCGCCACUUGGCAACCUUCCAAACCACGGUGUAUAAUAAAUUUAUUGUAAUUGCAUCUGUUCUAGGACAUGCACCUCUGUCAUUCUCGAAUUUAGGUGCGAAAAUCACGCUAAUUGACAAGGAUAUUUUUUUCAGAGGUAUUUUGGCAGAUUUCAAAUAAUCCACUUUGACCCAACUGUGAAAAACUCGGCGCCUCGGUGGAAUUCGAACCCACGCAGUAAGAAGAAGGCUUUAGUACAGCCAACGCUCUAACCCUCUGAGCUACGAGGACCUACCGGACGACGCGAGUUUAAUCACAUUUGGGUCAAGUUACCCGCCCAAUUUACUGCAGCGUCUGGAAUCAUCCAAAUCUGAUACAGUAAACUGAGUGCUCAAGCACGAUUUCCCAAAUAAUCCAACUAGAAUCCACCAGGUGACUACCAGACUCACAUUUGGAUAACUUGACCCAAGUGGGAUUAAACUUACGUCCUUCGGUGGGGCCUCGUAGUUCAGGUGGCUAGAGCAUUGGCUGUACCAAGGUGAGGUAAAUCACACUUGGGUCAAGCUACCCAAAUGUGAGGCUGAUAGUCAUCUGGUGGGUUCUAGGUGGAGUACUCAGGAAAUCGUGCUUGGGCAGUCAGAUUUGGUGGAUUCCAGACGGUGGGGCCUCGUAGCUCGGAUGGUUAGAGCGUUGGCUGUACUAAAGCCUCCCCUUGCCGUCGUGGGUUCGAAUCCCACGAGGCAUCGGCUUUUUCACAGUUUGGUCAUAGUGAAAGACAUUUUAGCCCGCUGUGAUUGGCAUAAGUGAGAGAAAAGAUGUUUAGCCAGAAGACAACACGCUAUCUGGGGAUGUUACUUACCAUUCAUCAGUAUAGCUUCACUUGCUAUUUCCCUUUGAGGACAGAAGUAAGCCACCGUUAAUACUUAAGUGCCUACGGGCACCAGAAAUAAAUGAGGGAUCGGAUGUGAUUUGGUAGCCUCACCUAAAGUAAACAAACCCCAGUCACCUCUAAUACGGAACAGGUGGUAGUUGGAAGGGAUUUUUACAGGUGGGACCGGGCAACGCACAGGCGACGAGGUCAAGUAGUUGUAUGCAAAAGAAAAGCUAUUGGGAAUGCGCGGUUGUACUUAGGAUGGGUGAGAAAUAGUUGUCCUAACCCCUAUCUCAAACGUCUAAUCCUCAGCCCUGACCCCUAACGCUUAACCCCAACCCCAACAGUAUUGCGUCCAUUAGGUGGGGCUACCAAACCACAUCUUAACAAAUGAGGCCUCCACUAUGUGUCGGAGUUCAACAAUUAUUAUCUUCAGGGGUGCUGCCGCACAUACGACAGUCUUUUCGUCAGGUGACCACAGUCACCCCCGUGUCGCAUUGCCAACUCUUAAUACACUCGUUGGCGUCGCAUAACUGUUAGUUGUUGCUAGGUAACUCCUUUGUGUGGAGGAAUAUAUGAUAGACACUUACCUUACCAAAGGUCCCAUUAAUUUUGCAGAGGGAUCCGAUAGUGGAUGAUCAUUUGUCUGCAAUAAGAGGCUGGUCUAUCUCAUGAAACUUUGACCGAAAUUCUGAAAUGUGUUUUCGAGUAGAAAAGAUCACCUAGAUGUGAUUGCAAUGCUUAUUGCCUAGCAGCAUAAUCCCAGGAUAUUUCAGUCACACCGGGACGCCGGCUUGUUAAUAUGUUUUUUACAACCGCCUACAGAAACCACAUUCGGAGAAAAUGACUACUUAUUUGUUGGGGAUUUUUCUCGCAGUUUUUCGAUGUCCUUGGAAAUGCAAAUGCAUUUUAUAGAGAACAGGCAUAAUUAUAUUUUCCCUUGUACUCAACUGAUAGUAAGUAGCGUCUUAACUAAAUUUGAUACUUAAAGAAGGUGUAUCCUUAGGUUGCUGUAUAAUUCUCAUGUAAGGAGAAUUAUGCCUCAUAUAUUAGACACAAAACUCUGAAAUGAAUGUAGACCGCGUUGCAUACUUCUUAGAUGCCAUUAAUAAACGGGGAUAUACGAUGCUUUAUAAUGUUACAAUUCACAGUCAUUAAACGUCUUAUAAUUUCUACCUCCCUUUACAGCGAAAGAUAGCCUUUCUCAAAGCCUAAAACCCGAAGAAGUUGUGCUUGCCUGUGGACACAAAAAUGAACAUUUUAUGUGUGAUUUCCAUCAAAGUUGCUUAGAUAUAUAAAGAUACUAAAAAUCAAUAGGAGAAAUUCAUAAUACUUUAGGAGUCGUUUUUACUGACCAGACGACCAGAGAGAAGCCCAUUCAAAGGCAAGAAUCCCGAUGUGACUGAAAUAUCGUUGGGUUAUGCUGUAAGAUGAUCAGUAUUGGAAAAGGGGGAUCCAAAGAAAUGUACUUUGUAUUUGACGAGACGAUUUGAAGACAAAAUAAUGUAUACUGCGUAAAUUUUCGAGACCGUUUCCCCAGCUCGUCAUCAGGCUUUCGAAUCAUGUACAAAAAUAGUUUACUAUUUGACGGUGCCGAACAAGUAAUUCCGGAAGCUCGCGCAAAUGUGCGUCAGAAUUGGCUGCGCUUGCCUUCAUUCGUACGCGGAAUCGAAUUCGAUAUGCCGAUUGAUGCAUGCCUCAUCUGAGCGUAUUGAUUCCAGGGCCUUUCCUUAUUGAGCAGGCGCAAACAACUCCACUUUAGUUGUUCUUCCUAAUCGAAAACACACCGCAGAAUUUCGGUUAAAAUUGCAUGAGUCAGGCCAGAUACUGUACAUGUAACGGAGACACAAGAUUAUUAGAAGCCAUUUGAACUUCAACUUCGACCGCCUCCUCACGCCAAAAGGGUAGUGAUUGCUGCAACAAUUGAGCUUCAUCUGUUCGCAAGAUGGGAUGAGAGGAAUCGGUUCAUGAGGACCUGGGGCACAGGGGGUGUCUCACACAAUUACUCCACAGACGGGUUGCAACCUUGAUAUUUCACUUACAGCGGAGGACGUUCGUAUCGAUUCUGCAUGUACAUACUAGGAGUAAUUCGGAGUGAAGAGUUUUCAGCAACAUGGGAACGACCAAAGCUAAAAUUGUUGAUGGGAUUUUGCCCACCAACAAUAUAUCGCUUACCUUGUCCAUAUUGUAUCGGCGCUAAACUUCACUCUACUAAGAUGAGCACAAACAACGUCCAGAGAAAGAACCAAGCAACAUCAGAAAGUGUGAGGUCACCUCAUCCAUUAACUUGAAUGUAUGCGACAUGUGAUUAUUUAGACUUCCCCACGACUGGACUUUUAUCCGAGAGUCGAAACAUAUAUUCCGGUUGAUUUAUCCCUCCUUAUUCCGAAACUGAAAAACAAGUGAAACAGGCAAAUAAAUAGUAUGCAACAUACAGUACGUGAUCCAUCUUCUGAAACCUGAGGACAAAAACUGAUGUGGCAAUUUUGGAUGUCUUAAACGUUGCGCAUUUCGCUUGUUCACCUAGCCUCUUCAGGUGAAUGUCCUCUUCUUGCGCCGACAAAGUGUGUCCACGCAAUCUACUCAAGCAAAAUGUUCGUAAAUUUGGGCUAAAAUGGACGUCGCGAAAUCCUAUGCUAAUACCUGUCCUAGACUUCGGUUGUGCAUCUGAGCGGAUUUUUCUUUGAGAGUAAUUUUCCCUUGACAGUUUUAAUAGGCAGAGUUUGACGGACUUAAAAUUCUGUUUUUGUCCGAUGAUAACCGUGGAGAUCAACUUGCUAAGACAAAGGUUAUUCUAGAGAAUCAGAUUUUUUUAUCGAUUUUUAGAAGUCAUAUUAGCAGAUCUAUGUGAUUUGGUGUCCUUAAGUACAAUAAUAACGCACACAGGCAAUCCUCCGUUUAAAUCGCCUGAAAUUGUUUCGCUAUUUGGAAAAUUCCACUUGCUGUCGCAAAAAUGACCACUACCGAGUAGUCAAUUUCAGUAAUUUUGUGCAGUCUAGCUUCUUCGCAUACCUAAUUCAGACAUGGAACGAACAAGACAUUAACGAUUUCAGCAAAAUACCAGUAAUUGAACAGAUUUCGAAUAAGUAAGUUUAGUUCAAUUGCAAAUAUAAACAUAUAUUACGUCUGUCAGGUAGGCAUCUAGGGAAUUCUAGAUGGAUUACUUAGGAAAUCCUGCUUGAGCAGUCAGCCUACUGUAUCAGAUUUGGUGGAUUCCAGAGAUUGCAAUAGGCUGGGCGGGUAACUUGACCCAAAUGCGACUGAAUUCGCGUCCUCCGGUGGGGCUUCGUAGCUCAGAUGGCUAAAGCGACGGCUGUACUAAAGCCUUUCAUCUGCUGUCGUGGGUUCGAAUCCAACCGAGGCGUCGAGUUCCUCACAGUUGGGUCAAUACGAAAUCGCUUUGUUGUUUAGAGAAUCCCAGUUUCUGUCAGGGAAAUCGAAUAGUCAUUUGUACUUUUGAACAUAUGAAACUACUUCUUGUGCAAUCAAGCUCCCGCGCAUACCUAAUUCACAAAUGGCACGAACAAAACAUGAGCAGUUUCAGCGAAUAUCGGUCUUUAUGUGGCUACUCUGCUGUGCAUUCAUAAUCGUAAAAGGGAGUUUAAUUGCGAACAAAAACAGUGGAAAUCGCCGCAAUACAUGGCGAAAGACAUGUUCGUACGUUUAUGAUUGAAAAAUAUUAGUAUUUUUAGAAACGUGAAAGAAAAGGCCAAAAGUUUCAAAUGUUUUCUUGAUCUUUCCGAACAAAAAUGCAAAUUACAGAGACAUCCGUCAACGCAGUGCAACAUUAAGGCACUCCUUAAAGAGGAAACCUAUCAGAGAAGGUUUUUAAUUGAUCUAAGACAUAUUGGUUGAAGACUUUCGUUGUGGACGUUUAUUAAAUUCGACGAUGAGAUUUCCUGUUUGAGUGAGUCUUCAAGUGUGACCAAAACGACCUUCUACAUGAAAAUGAACGUCCAGACACUUGCUACUUCGGUAAAUGUCUCCGAGAAAUAACUUUCUUCAAUGUCUUUAACAGAAACAUAAUACAGAAUCUGUUCUUAUGGGUUAUCAGAUGAGAACGCUGGAAAUCAUGAAGUAUUCAGCGAUAAUUCAAGGCCAAUCUGAAACUCAACGGCAUUCUGAACAAACAAAAAUUAUAAAUUAAUUUCACAAAAGAAAAUCCUCUUUAGAAACACAAAAUGGGGUGUUUACGAUUACGCCUGUCAGUUCUAUCUAAAUUUGUUAGGCAUCGAUCGACCCAGCAGCAUGUGAUCUUCUGAAAUCUUUUUUCCCUUUGUCGCCCUUAUAGGCUAACCCAAAUUAACUUCUAUUUAUCCUAUUGAAACACAGCUCAAUCAACUCAAAUCCGUAAAGGAUACCAGGAAUCCUCGGGAAAUUGUUUUGGAAUCAAUGCUCCGACAGUAGAGAGUUGGAAAGUCGCCAUAACUGAAAUUACACUAAUUCUUAAAGAAUAUUUAGGUGUACACUUCACUAAAACAUGAUUUCUGACUGCUACUCUAUUCGUGCUUUCAAAUUUUAUUCAGCAUUUUUGCAUGGAAAGGCAUUGUGUACAUCUAAAAACGAAGUUUACUAAGUUACAAUCACUUUUGACGUUUUCCAGAUUUGUCGCUUUUCUAAAAGAGUGUUAUUUCGAUGAAACACAACAUUGCCUUUAAUAUUUCAUCAGUGCCUUUAAUUUUCCUAAAUUUUUACUUUAUUAGCGUAGAUACUAGGUCCACGCGUUAGUGUCGGUUUGCGGGUGAGUGGCAAUCAUUCGUAAAUUUCGAAACCUUUCACGAGUUAGGUAACCUACCGUAUCCAAAGAUUUCGGUAAACUGAAUCAACUCUGUCUCCUUCAGCUUGGGUUUCGCAUUGGGUUUCGCAUUCCACUGCUCCUCGCUUCUCAUUUCACACUCAGCCAGUAUCAGUCAACCAGUCAGUCAGUGUAUUUUAAGUAAAUGGCAGAAGUCCCUAAAACUCCAUUUAAAGGGUAUAAGUGUGAAUCAAAAUAUUUAAAUUGCAAGAAUAUUACAUGUAGCUCUAGUGAACAGAAUGCUAACUAAGGUGAGGCAUUUGCGCAAUAACCGUAAAAAAUUGGUCACUGAAUUCGCACAGAGAAAAUUGCCAUUUGGAUCAAAUUUAAUGUACAAAAACGAUCUAUUGAAUUCAUGUUAGUAGUUUGUUGACAGUCAUUCGGUAGUCCACUAGAUGACGGUUGAGAAGCUUGGGCAGCAUGCAAGCCCUAAAAGCGGAUGCUACUCGCAUUUCAUCACCAAAAACGGGACGGAGAGCGCGCGCGUUGAUAUCCAAUGGCGUGCAGAGGUGCUGCAAUUUUCAUAAUUACCAUCUUUUGCACCCUGUGUAACUAUGGAGUCUUAAGCGUCAUGCAACCAAAACAAGGUCUGUAUAUGAGUUUACUGGGGUGGAGAAUAAGAUGAGACGAUGUGAGUUCCUCUUCUCCAAUAAAGCGUCCAAGGAUCAUCACGAGUUCAAGCACUUGACGCUGCCGUCGCACAGUAUGCAGUACUUCCUGUCCCUGAACAUGGCCUCUUGAAAACUCUGUGAGGCAUUCAAGCGAGACCUCUUCCCCACCGAAGUGCUGAUAGCAGCCGAAGAGAGGAAUUUUCUUCUCGGUUUUAUUCUCAACGUGUACAAAACAUUACUCGGGUGGCGCGUCUGCUACGUCUCAUAUAUCGACCACAAAACGUCUACGUCACUCACGUAGAUUGAAAGACACCACAAGAGUUCUAUGACGCCGUCCAAGAAAUCGCAAAAUGCUUCGGUGCCAACGUUGGUGUGGUUCCCCGAAAUGAUUGUGCCCGUGUCGUCUGGGGAGAAUACACGGCCCUGGAGCAGGGAUUUGUUGCGGCGAGAAUGCUUCUGUAAAUGGGUAAAUGGCGCCAGGAACACCAAGCCGUGGAUUGUAGACGAGCGUUCCGUAGAAAUCUUCAUCCGGAAACCUGUGGUAGGAAUAAUUUCUGAGCAUGUCUCGGAGGUUGAAUGCCCUCCCGCCAUUCAGCAUGAAUUCAAUGAAUUCCCCCGAAAGCACAACGUGAACUGAGUUUUUGGGCCAUGUAACCUGAAAGUAUAAGAAAGAGUCAAUAUUUUUUGAAGACAGUAGGUUCUUUGGAAAAGACAGGAAAUUUGUUUAGAAACUUUCGACGUCUGUUGACAGGGUGGUUGUCAGACUUGAGUAAAUGUACAAGUAACUGCCAACAUUUAAAACAUGCUUAAAGAUCAAUACUUCUCCUACAUUUCUGCUAGUAAUCGUCCGCAACAUAUACGAUUGCGCAUCAAUUGGUUGCUGUCUCUUCUAUGCUUCCCUGCGAUUUUCGUGCAUGGCAUCUAAUUCAAUAUGUCGACUCAUCUCAGUGUUCAAAGUCCGCGCAGCUGUAGGAUACCUUGGAAGACAGAGUAAGGAAGUUAAUUGGUUUUUAUACCAUCCACAGUCUGACGACGAGCUAGAGGAUCAACCUCGAAAUUUGACACAAUGAAUGUCGUAGUUUCCCGAAGUAGUUCCUAUUCCUGACUAUUUACUUUUGUACAGUAGGUGAAAGGUGACGAAACUUACGAAUGAUUGAUAAUCACUUGCAAACCGACGGCGAUGAAUGAAGCUAAUACCUGUAUUAAUGAAGAACAACUUUAAGGGAUUUGAAACUAUGAAAUAAAUACUAAAGGUUGUGUAGAAAUAUCAGUUUUUUCAGAAAAUCCGAAAAUUCCGAGAAUGUGAGCUUUCAAUAUACAGAAUACCUGUCCGUGAAAAACGCCGAGUAAAUAUGACCGCAAAAAGAAUAACGUCUAGAAAUACGGUCAGUAAAUUCUUGUCUAUUUAUUUGAUUUGAGGCACGGAAAGCCUUUUGCCAGAGAAGAAUUUAUUUUGCACCUGUUUAAUGGAACGGAAACAGGCCAGGAUUAGACAGAGUCGGACGUCUCCUCAUAUCCAAGUAGUUUCCCACGUUGUUUAGUGCCACCUGUCAAACUUUUUAAUUUUUUCCACGUUGUGUCAUAAGGGAAAAUUAAUAUAAGCAAGAAAAUUGUCAACUGAAUCUCAUCAAGGGACGAAAAGUGAGAUGUUAGGUUCAUGAUAUCGCACUAUUUUCAAAGAAUUUUGGAUGGAGUAACCGCCAGAAAUUCUAUUUUGCGAAUUGGGGACUGUUUUGCAAUGAAAUGCAAUGAUAAACUUGGUUACUAGUAGGUUGUUUUACCACGCUGAGAAUUUGUAGUGGUAGACAGAUUUGUACUGAGUCCCGCGACAUGCUGCCACUAUUUUGUGUCACGCUGUGUGAUGGAGAUGCCAAGGCACUUCCUUCACGUUGACCCAACUGUGAAAAGCUCGGUGUCUCGGUGAGAUUCGAACCCACUACAGCAAUGGGAGACUUCAGUACAGCCAGCGCUCUAACCAUCUGAGCUACGAGAUCCCACCGGAUGACGCGAUUUUAAUCACAUUCGGGUCACCUUUACCCGCCCAACUUACUGCAGCGUCUGGAAUCCACCUCUGAAGGCACUUCCUGCCGAUUUUGAACGCAUACGGGAAUUGACAGCCGAAAGACUGCCACGGGAGUCGUUAGUUAAUAUUUUUUUAUAUCUAGCAGGUCAAUCUCUGGAGAAUUACUAAUAACGGAACAAUGCCUAGGAAAAAGCAGGGCAGACUAAAACGGUCCACAAGUAAGCAAGACGGCGACUUUGUUUUUUGUACACUUAAAAGUACCAUUAUAUGCUUCUAAAGACUAUUCACAGGGAAUAUCUGUCAAUGUUUUUUCGCGCAAUAUUAGAGAAACGAUGAGGGAAUCCGCCAUGACAAAGCCACCUUUAAGCAGCAAACUUAUUCAGAACUGUUGUCUGAGUGCUCAAAAAUAUCUCGAUCACAGCCCUUCGAUCUGGAAAUGCAUUAACAUUUGUAAUGAGGUUCCAUAUUUAGACAGGUCUCCGAGAUAGGCUCAAGUGGCCACUUGUAGGCAGAGCUUUCCAUGAAAACACACUAUAUCGAAACUCGCGCUGUUGUGAUUUUGGGACUAAAUAUGGAGCCCCGCCGGCAGUCGCAUAUCGACCAGUACAAUAUUCGUCAACAAAACAGGGCAGGUUGGAAUGACCAGCGGUGCUAAUGUGUCCUGUAACCGACAGUUGGACGUCCAUCUACAAAUAAUAAUAAUAUCCACAAUCAAUGCCGAUAAGACAACCAUUCUGUGAUUCGGUGGUUAGGGCAUUGCAUUUCUAGUCAAAUGACCGGGUGUUUGAACCUGACGGGGUUGCGCGCUCCGUAGUUGGACUUGACAGGCUGAGGACGGCUAAUAAGUCAGAAGUGGCUAUUCCAGUCUCAAUGGCGGCAAUUCUAUCCUGCCUCUACCACUCGUUGCAUCCACUUCAAAAGAUAUGUCUUUCAAUUUCAGCCAAGCAAAGCAACGUUAUUCCCCAGUGAUUAACAAGGUGACACCGAUUUACUCAAAACUGCCAGACAGCGUCACUUGCAACGGCAGACUGCCCUGUAGGCAGGCAAAACAAGUCGAUCCUGUGUACAAAUAUGUACUUUGUUUAGGCCGUGCAGUUAUUGCAACCGAACAUCAAAGAAUCUGCUGAAUGACCAACGGUGCUAGUGUGUCCAUUUACCAAUAACAAUAUUCACAAUCAAUACUGCGAAGGCAACGAGCCCGUGACGCGGUGUUUAGGGCGUUGGAUUUCUAGCCAACUGAUCGGGUGUUUGAUCCUGGCUGGGUUGCGAGCUCCGUAGUUGGACUUGACUGGCUGAGGACGGCUAAUAAGCCAGAAGUGGCUAUCCCAGUCUCAAUGACGGCAAUUCUAUCCUGCCUCUACUACUUGUUGCAUCCACUGCAAAAGAUAUUGUCUUUCAAUUUCAGCCAAGCAAAGCAACGUUAUUCCCCUGUUAUUAGUACUAAAUCAGGCGCAUCCAUGCAGCAUGUUUACCUCAGGACUGUAACUGAAUGUUUCCGACCCUUCUCUGACGUUCUCCCAAGUAAAAGGCUCAAUUACAGUGCUCGAUGAGGCGUCUCUCGUAAGGAAAUGAAGUCUGGGCAUUGGACAGGGUUGGAAUGCUUCGCAUUCCAUAGGCUAGUAUAUCCGGUGUAACAGAAAACGUCGAGGUGUGCUUGGAGGAUACGUAGAGCUUGAUUUGUAGGAGAUGGAAUCCUGUUUGAAUUAUGGAAGGGAAAAUAAAAGGAAAAGUUUAUCAACUCCUUCACUGAUCGUAGAAGGCGGUGCUCAUAAAGAGGCUCAGGAGCAUCUAAGAGAAUGACUGGAAAACUGUGAAACUGACAACGAUAGCAGCAACAUCCUCACAUGUAUUUGUUGGUUUCGAUCACUGUGUGAAGCCGGGUGGAAACGUCCCAAUGAUUAACGAGAUGACGCCGAUUUAUUAAAAACUGCCAGACAGCGUCACUUGCAACGGCAGAAUCCCCCGUAGGCAGGCAAAACAAGUCGAUCCUGUGUACAAAUAUGUACUUUGUUUAGGCCGUGCAGUUAUUGCAACCGAACAUCAAAGAAUCUGCUGAACAUUAACACUGUGGUAGACAAGAGGGUCCAGAGUGUGGCCAAUCACUCAUCCAGUCUGAUAUCAGCCUGCAUUGCAAAGAUACAAAAAACGGUUGGGCUGAUUUUCUCCGUGAGCGUUCUUACUGACACCCACCGUUAAGCACUCUGUCAGGUCUCUUUGUUUAUCUCUGUCUGAGAGUGUUGAUGAGCUUCGUAAUCCUUUGUCCGUCACCCUAUAGGCUGCGGGAAAGCGUUCCCCGUUUCUUCUUUCAUGCCGUUGGCUAUGUCACGUUCAAUCCCUUUACUCUUAUUUUAUCCUAUUACUUCGGUAAGCGGCCUUAUGCCACUAAUGUUGAGACCUGCAGUUUCUGUUUACGCCUCAUCCUCCUACUUCCCACUGACUUCCUUGCCAGAUGCCGUCCUGUAUAGGCAAGGGGACUUCUACGCGGAUUAAAGCCAUGCCAUCCUACGUUCAGAUUCUUCACUGUUGCCCACUGUGUAUGAAUAUCAGGAAGCCUCUCCAUACAGACUUCGAAGGGUCCAUAGGCACACUACGCGGCACAUGACUUGCUAACCAUGUGAAAAUCUGAAAUUGGGCAGUGUGUUUGAGAAUAUGCAACAUGCCGAUUUAGGUAGUCUGUAUUUUUGCACUUAAAUAAUGCGUUAAGCAGCAGCUUAUCUACAAACGUUUAUCUUCUUUUUCGAUUAAAGUUAAGCGUAAGUUUGAACAAAAGGCAGUAUUUGGUUCUGUCUUCAGCUUCAAAGUGAAAGUCACCAAUAAAGCUGACAAACAUUUACGUCUUUCUAUAUCCGCCUGGUCUGGCAAACUAGACGGCUAUUACAUCUUAGCCCCUCCUUCUAGACAGAUAUAGUAGGCUACAUUUGGGACUGGGGUCUGACUUACUGAUUUAAGAUUAAACGGACCAGCUUCGGCCAUUAACGACGCGCUGUCCUACAAUACGUCUUGCCAUUUGUCUAAACACCUGAACAGUCUGAGUUCAGGCUGAACGCACAAUGAGGACUCACCUGUUUUCGUUCGGCUUUCUUAAAGCCGGACUAACCAAAGACCGCAACGCUGAUUUUUAAACCUUACUUCAUUCGCUUUCUGCAACACCGUACAAACCUGCUUUCGCCCGUCAUUAGCCAUAACAGCGCUAUUUCCUGCAGUACCUUGCGGUGUCUGCAUCACAGCAAUUCCCCAUUCCGUCUACCUACUGACUGUGAUUUAGAACAGCCAGAGUAAGAACAUUAUUAUCCAGGCAACAAUCUGCAGCGCUUAGACAGCACGUUACAGGUGCUAUCAGGUCUGCUAGAGGAGGCGUCAAAGUGAAUGAUUUGGUUGAAGACACCAUGAAAUAAGCUGACUUACAGGUCCCACCACCUACUGCAAGUGGCGGUCUAAGUCUCGGUAUCCGGUGUUUAUUGCAGUGUUUAAAUGUGGUGUCAAUGAUGCUGGAGCCAUCAAUUCCAAGAACCAAUUCCAAGUUUGUCUUCAGAGGCAAUUGCUGGCCAGUCAGAUAUAUGAAGUACCGCCAUUUUCCCAUUUGAAGGAGCAUUCGCGCGGCAACGAGUUCCUGCUCUAGAACCGUGUAAUCUCCCCAGAUGGCCCUGACAUUUUCAGUUCGAGGAACUACACGAACGUUGGCACCGAAGCAUUUUGCGAUUUCUUGGACUGCGUCAUAGAACUCCUGUAGUGUCUUUCUAUCCACGUGAGUGGCGUACACGUUUUGUGGCCGAUAUAUGAGACGUAGCAGACGCGCCACCUGAUUGAUGCUUUUGUACACAGCAAGGAUAAAACCGAGAGGAAAAUCCCUCUCUUCUUAUGAUGCCGCAUAAAUCUAUAACGAUCCAGUUACCUCAGGUUGUCGGCUUUCGAAAGAACUUAUUUUCGGCCGCAUGCAACAUCUAUACUCUGCAGAAAAUGACUACUUAAGUGACAUACAAUUUUCUCAUUGAUUUUCGAUGCCCUUGAAAAUUCAAUUAUAUUUCAUGGAAAACGUGCAUGAAAAUAUUCAUUUUUUUACUUAUUCGGUAGAAAAUCGCGUCGUCUUCCAAUUUCAUACUCAAAAGAAGAGUAUAAUUAGGUUUUAAAAAGUUUCUAAUUGUGAGAUUUUUUAAUACCGUUAAAUGGCCGUUCAUGAAACGUCAUGUAUCUGCAUUUACGAAUGUGGCUUGUAAAGUUAACAAUAUUGCUCAAAUCCACUGCUGAAUUUUAUGAACCUCAUAUGGCCUCCUCCUAACACCGUAGAGAAAUGCAUGAUUUUCCGUAUACGGAAAAUCUACAGCUUGUAGGUUUGAAACCCUGAAUGCAAAUGUAACAGCAGGUCGGGUUCAGAAUUAUUCGGGAAUUAGAAAAGUUUUUUAAAACCGAAUUUUACUCUUCUUUUGAGUAGGAAAUUGGAAGAAAACGUGAUUUCUUAUCAAAUAAGUAAAAAAUAAAUAUUUUUAUGCAUGGUUUCCGUGAAAUAUAAUUGAAUUUUCAAGGGCAUCGAAAAUCAAUGAGAAAAUUGCAUGCCACAUAAGUAGUCAUUUUCUGCAGAGUAUAAAUCUUGCAUGCAGCCCAAAAUAGGUUCUUUCGAAAGCCGACACCCUGAGGUAACUGGAUCAUUAUAGAUUUAUGCUGCAUCAUGAUCAGUUUUACAACACUACAUAAUUUAUCUUUUCAAAACGAGAACGCAUUUCGAAAUUUUGGUUGACAUUUCAUCAGUUAGCACAGCUACUGUAUAUAUGCAGAAUGGCAUUAGCGACAAAGACAAGGGAGACUGGAAUGGUCAUUUCUGGCUUAUAAGCCGUCGUCAGCCAGCCAUACUCAAGCCCGAAGUGUGGAACACCCGAGCCUCGAACUAGCGACCUGUUGAUUUAGAAGUCCACGCCUCUAUCCACCGGGCCACGAGCCUGUUGACCUGUCGGUUUUCGAUCGGGAAUAUACAAUGGUAGGGGGCGCUCACCGAUCGUUCAUACGGAACCCACUCGUUCCGUUGUGCCUUAAGGACUCUCUCUCGUGCCCAACCAGCAGCCCACACAGCGGCGCAUGGCAUUAUCUCCCCCACACUUUUCAUUUUCGUCUGACGACCGGUUCGUUUAACCGACUUGAAAAUUCACGAGUCUUCCUCGAUUGUCCGACGAGCCUUCUCCUUAUAGAGCAGAAUUUAAGUCCGGAUGAAGGGAACAUUUGCCAAGCAAAUUACCAAAGCACUGCUAGUGCACGCAGACUAUGUCUUUUGCGCAACUUCAUUUGGACCUCGUCGUGGAUAAGACUUGGCUGGAGAGUACAAGGCUGUCAGAGUUAAUGAGAAAGCGUCUCUUGCACAGAAAACGCAUGGAAUGUUUUCCGUUCAGGAGCAUAUUCUGAUUGGCCCUUGUGACGAUGAGCUUUUACUUUUUCUUCCAGCAAAAGCCGUCGUCGAAAAAUACCUGCUUCUGAGACCACCCUGCAUCUGUUACAGUUCUUAAUACCUGUGAGUCAGUUGCAUCCAAUCCCACCAUUAGCUGACUGACCGAGGUGAAUAGCAUGGAAUAGGGACGAAUGAGUGAGACCAACUCCGGUUAUCCCGCCUCCAUGGCAUUCCAGCGCAUUCCUCACCAUAAAUAAGUCCGACGCGCUUUUAGACUAUCACAGGAAAGUGAAGUUCGUAACAGGGAAUGCUGCCGACUGACGGGGUAACUCGGUUCUUCUCUCCGGACAGACAGUCAGGCUACAAUGACUCCUUCUUAAAGUGUCCUUUAUGAUACUAUGACCCAGCUGGGAUCCGAGCUACCCCAUGCCCUUGUUAUGGGAAGUCCCGGUUCUUUGUGCACAAGCAAAGAGGCGGGGUGGCACGCCUAGGCGCGAGCUCACGCCGCACCUGUCGGCGGAACACGAUCCCGCCCCUAGUCCUGCUGAAUCCGCCUCUCAACCGGACCCAUGUUAUUCUAUGAAAACCUGCUCGUCAUGUGCGGCCUACGUGCUGUGCAACAAGUUGAGAGGGGCUGCUUCGUUUUGGCAUUCAUUGCGCCCAUUCACACCCACGGCCGUCUUGACUCUGUCUUGCGACCAGACACAGGAGGGUGACGGGUGAGAGAGUGCGUCAGAUGCUGUGGAAGUCCGAUAUCACUAGAAGCUUAUUCGCUCACACUUUCCCGCCUUGUACGCACCUCGCUGUGGAGCACAAUUUGGACAUCGUUAUUUGCGAUGGUCGAGCUGAUAAUAUGGUUAUCUGUGUAAAUUAGGCAGAUUUAAUGUCCAUAAAAAUCCAGGAACCGCAUUUACUAACUGAGCUCGACACGAAGCCGCAGCACUUUCUUCUGUCCUUUCUGCACUAAUGUGCGUCCGUUUUUCAGUGAUUUCAUAUUAAUAUGUCUGUUUGUGUGGGGUCAACAGGAUUCUUGAUCUUGACGUGUUUCACAUCGGUCUCGCGUCGUCUCCCAUGAGUGUCGUGCGCGUAGACCGCCUACUCCGCAACUGAACCUUCAGUCAGUAUCAGUCAGUAUAUUUGGAGUAAACGACAGAAGACCUGAAAACUCCAUUUAGAGGGUGCAGAUGUAAGGGAAAAUAGUUAAAUUGGAAAACUUUUGCUUGCAGUUUUAGUAAGGAGAAUUCAUAAAUCUAAUAAUGGAACAUAAAUGCGAAAGUGGUAUGGUAUUGCGAAAAACUUUGUUCACCGCACUCGGACUGUAAAAAUUUCCAAAUGGGCCGAGUAUGACGCACAAAAAGCAUCUGUUGAAAUCAUGUCAGUAGUAUAUUUAUAGUCUUUUCAGUAAUUCGUUAGAUCAGGCUUCGGCAGUUCGGGUUGUCUUUCAGCAGGUGAGUAUCCAGUUGCCUCUUGAACACGCUCACAACAACAACGCUCCAAACUAGUAAAAGACUUGUCGACCACCAUCCAGUAUUUAGGCAAAAUUACGUUGUUAAAGCCUUCCACGAUCAUAGUGAGUGUAACUGGAGCUAGCGCUGUGACCUUCAUACUCUUGGAGAAAUGAAAUCUGCUCCGAUUAUUCAAUUACCGUCAAGCAAAUAAACGAUCGGUAUUUGCGAUAUACCAUCGAGCGGGAUGCAGCUGGCUAGUUCCAUACUGCACGGAAUUCUGCUCUGUGUUUAUUUGACAAAUUACAACAUGUACCAAGCUGGGAUUUUGUGUGUUCAACCCAAAUGGCCCUAUUUUCACCAUGACUGUGACGUGACUUACAGAGUUCAGUUAGCCCAACUACUGUAGUUAGCAAUUUUGCAAUAAGAGUCAGAUCCGCUUUUAACCACCUGCCCUGACUGUCUCCGAAGAGCAUACAUAUAAAAAAAGAAAAUGUGUCGAGCUCCUAAGAGGACAUUAACAAAUCGUGAUCUGGUCUUUUUCGUCUCCUUAACCAUUUCUAGGCCGGCGUGAAAACGCACGUGCUCGGCCAUGACCAAGUGCGAGCUAAUCGAUCGCUUCAAGUUUUCCAUCGAUAAUUUGUCCCGCGGAAUAUCCAGCGGCUCUCACUUGCACUAGCUUAAGCCAUGGACGCGCUUCGUCGAAUCUUCGGCCAACUGCUUCUGCGACCUACCAGUAGAACUUCGUUUUCUAACGUACAACAGACACUACCGUGUAAGUAUGCCUGUGCAUUACUUUAAGUCUUGUCUUUCUAAAGGCUUAAUUUGCUUGAAUCCUCUCUUUAUACUUUCUGAAUCAUCUAAGUGUAAGUGAACACCGCCAAAUUUGGUCAAAGUUUUUUCCUCAAAGCAAAUUUGCUAAUGUAGGAUUACUACUGCUCAGGUCGCAUCAGUCAGUCGUGAAUUUGAGAUGAAAGAAUGCUUAAGCCUAAAAACUGGUCAAUUGGAAGUAAAAACAGCAAAUAAGAUUGCCGCCACCAAACAGAGUCCGUCUUUCCAUAUUUUCAACAGCAUUAAAUAAUCCAGUGCUCUAGAGUCAGAGGCUGGGUGGAGCCCGUACAACAGUUUAUAAAAAUCUCACUAUUAAGUCAAUCAGAAGCUUAGAACUAUACGUUUCAUACACCCACACGUGGGUGUACUUCAAGGUGGAUGAGCAGAAAUCCAGGUGCUUGAAAAUCGAUCUCAGCGCAGGCGCAGUAAUCCUGGUUAUGCGGCAGCGAGAAAAUUUCCAUUAGUGGUAUACUGAAAAAGCUAACGCAGGCCGGUGCAGUUGCUGUUACAGACUUUUCAAUGUGCGGUUAAUCCAUACUGAUUUUUGUCUGCUAUCUUCUCCCAAAGGCUUAACAGUCCUUGCCGUUUACAAGUCUCCUUUUUCAUAAAGCGAGCUCAACCCACUGCCAUUAUUACUUUCCACUGAAGACCCUACUUUAUUUCUGUUUCAGAUAUUCCCUACAGUAGAUUCGCCUAUAUGUAUGAAAUACAUCAGGAUCUUGAGCAAACCCAUCCCAUUCCCUCCUUAAGGAAUAUACCGAGUAGCGCUUUUUUCAGAAUUCAUCAGGGUAAGUGAAUGUUCAAAUUCCAUUUUCGUCGAAUGACCCUUGCAUUACCCGAUCCUUUCCUUAACGGUACACGUUGCUUCCCUAAAGAUUAGCAAGUUAAAAAAGGAACGAAUUUCAUUAUGCAGCGAUGAUUUUACAGGCACUUCUAGUAACAAGUCAAUACGGAUACAACUGUCCGAAUACUAACCUAGGAAAAUAUCUUUAGGUCUAUGACUAUCACUAGCCUCGAGGAGAAAUGAGUUAAAAUAUUUUCCGACGUGGCCUGUUUCCGAUGCAGGAUGUCGGAGACAAAAGCUCUAAGGAAUAUUGCCCAGGUUCCUUUAGGACAACAUCACUGUUGCUAGGCCGUUGGCUGAUAGUAAUAGCACGUUUAGGGUUCAACCAGAAAAGUAUUGCAAAUGGAGGGUGCUAGAAGAGACUGGAAGCGCUCAAACGAACAGCAAGGCAGUUUGUGUCAAAUAAUUCAGGGAUUUAGCGACAAGGAAAACUCGUCGUUAAAAUUUAUAAGCGAUCGGUGCCGAAGUCGGCAGAAGUGAAAUAUCGUAAGAGGAGACGGUGAAACCGGUGUACGCAAGAUGAAACACUCCAUAGAAUAGAACAAUCAAACAUAACCAUUGUGUUGGUCUCAUCCGUGAGAGAUACACGAGAGGCCACAAUGUAGCCGUUUCGAUGCCCGAAGGGGGCAUAAAACGCAUAAUUGAACGCAUAUUUAGUUUAUUUAAACGACGCAAAAGUGAGAAGGCUCAUUCCAGCUACUCUUUCACUAGUUGACACCCGCUAUGCUUUAGGUGAAAAUCAUUUAAAAUUCGUUAUUUACUCAUUAAAAACUGCUUAAAGUGCUUGGAUUCGCACGCAGCAGAAAGUACAGGAAAUCUGAAUGCGUCUCCUAUCUCCUUCCAGGUGUAAGCAACUACGUUAAGCAUACCUUCAACGUUGUCCAUUUCGCCCCAGUCAACCAUCUCAGCAUCUCCAAAGACCCACAAUACGAAAAGGUUACGCGACUUUCGUCAGUCACGCCCGCCAUCGAGGGACGGGAUUUGGUUAAGGAGCAAAUCGGUAAGGCCUACAAGUUCAUCAAGGAUACAGUGCUUUACUUGUUACAUCUACCGUUGCCCAACGUCUAUUUAUACCUCUUACCAGAGCACAGAAAUGUGAGGAAGGUUAUUGCUGCCAAUACCUUUAUAGUCGCUCCGACUGCGGCCUCUGUGCGGCAGUACCGGUAAGUUCAAUGAUUACUCAUUGUCUGUCUCCUUAGUCGCUCUGACAGGAACAGAGCAAGAACGACAGGCUUCUCAGAAAAUCCCACAGGAAGCAGUCAUAGAAGGGACCAAACCUUCUCACUGCCUGUUGUAUCUCCACGCACUCCUGCGGACGAAGACGUGUGGUGUAAUAACCAUGCUACGGCAGGUAGUGGAUGUUUGAAAUAUACGCAAAUAUGAGCUUGCUGUGAGAUAUUGAUACUCAGCCCGCAUAACUUCAGCUUUCAUUCACAUCUGCCUGACAAUUCAAAUAAGUACUUGUGUACAUUGCACUUAUCCUAGGCCAAGGCUGCACGAGUGGAUAUUUUGCGCAAACCUAGAAAAUGAUCAAUCACUUCAAGACGUUUACCUUGUUGGAGCGUUAGUGCAGUUUGACGUAGAUGUCGUACGUUUGCCUGAGGAAAUGACACGAGAAAUUCUAUGCUGUCUAUUUAGGUGAGCUCGUAAUGAGUGGUGGUGUAGGUUACGCAGUCCGACUACGAGUUACACAUGCCCGAUCCAUGUCUCAGGCACGAUUUGUCAGAGGUCUCCCAUCUCAAGUAGAGGAGCAUGCUAUUGAGGUCAGUGGCAUGGUUUUUGCGAAGACCAACCAGUUGUGUGAAGUUGUAUGUGUGUGCGUGUGUGUGUCCCCUAAACGGGCAACGUUGGAGAUGCGCUGGAUGAACACAGGGCCAUUUCGGAUUCUGGCAGAGGUCAUCGGAUCGCGCAAAUGUCAACUUUUCGGGUCGCGGUGGCAGACCCGGUUGCUUGGAGACGCUGCGCACACUGGGACCCCUGCCUCUUCCCGUCCCCUUUGUUGUUGCUGUUGGUCAAAAACCUGGUCAUUUGCAGUAUGGACCAGGGGGUGUGGAGGGGAACGCUGAGGUGCUGGCUCGAUCAUGCCAUUCACCUGCACACUAACCGCCUUCGGUCUUCCUGACUCGUGACACCCGGUCCAGGUGGGGAGUGGGAAGAGAGAGUGCGGUUGAUGCUGUGCACGUCUAUAUUCACAAUAAACUAAAUCAUGCACAAGCCAUCCUCCCUGCCCUGACCUUGUUGUGGGGCACACGGUGGACACAGUCCAGAUCGACAGUCGGAAUGCAGUGUCAUGUAUGUUACUGCCUGGCAUGAAUAUGCAAGUAGUACCUGCGUAUGUCUGCCAUAACUGCCCUUGUAGGAAAGGAAGACGAGGUCGUGUUGGGGACUGCCGAAACCGAUUCGCCUUAUGCAGCCAUUUUCGAGGAUGUGGAUUUGGUGAAGUCUGGCAUUAACUUCAGGGUCUUGGUGGACCAAUGGAAUAAAAAUGGACUCAUGGGUGAGUAUUGUUUCCAUCCUGUUCUACUGACUGUAAUUGAUAGAUAACCUGUGAUUUAAUGGGCACAGAUUGAUGCAACCGCAGGAUGGUCCUAAAAUAGACACACCGCCUCAGGAGGUGGUGAGUUAGAAUGUCCUUGUUCGAGAGGGAUCUGGAUAAUUUUCCCUUGAGACUAUUGUAAUUUAUAUUCCCUUUAAGUACUCUUUCAAAAAUAACUGCCAAUGUGUUUACUUCGAUUUGCUCAAGAGCUAAGGACUAACACAUGCAAAAACAGCGUAAACAAACUUGGCAUGUCCUUCUGUCAUUCAACUGCAAUCCAGUUAGCCAGUUCUGCAUGACUAGAAUCACUGGGUGGGGGGAAUCUUGUAGGAAUGGAUUUUUAGCAUCACUGAGGGAAGAGAUCACACAUGCGGGACAAUGUUUUGCAUUUAGAAACUGAUAUUGACGCCGUCUCAAAUCGAGUCCCCACAGGCCUCGGGACGACGCCCACACCCACCUCAUCCAUGUCCUUUUCCUUGUCCGACUCCUCGAGGACGGAAGCGGAAACAUCGGAUAUACAAACACCUGCAGGUAUCCUUUCUCAUCCCUUCUCAUUUGACUUAUUUCCAUCAGGAAUUCAAAAUAUCACGGUGGGUGUUCUGAGUAGAUUCUAAUUCUUUCUCGAUUUAUCAAGCUGUCGGCACCAAAGUCAACGUAAAUGAUGAGAAAAGCGAAAUAAUGUCCCAAGGGGCUGCCAAUUCUACUUUUAGCUAGGCGAAGCAUUCAAUCGAAUAGAAUUGUAAGAUACCUAACUGUGAUAGUUUGGCCAUGACUUAUGAAGGACACUAGGCCAUACCUACUCAAAAAGUGCGAGAUGUGUCCCGAUUUGGUCUUGAUUGGAUGACAGGCAUGAAAAUGUGCGCAUUGGUACAUGACUAAGACAUGAUCGAAUCACCGUGUAAUCACCUGAGUCUCCAGUAUUGUUCUGAAUGAGUAUAUGCACGGAUGAUUUCAUGGCCUCUGUUGAUGCUGUGUAGCCUAGUUGGAACUUGGGUUACAUCUUCUCCAUUAGUAGGUGCUUUUGAAUAUUAAAAUUAGUCGGCUAAUCAUCUACUGGUAAGAGCAUCGGAUGCCUCGAUCAGAGUCUGGUUGCUCAUUUGGUUAGGUCGUACUGAUGCCUUGCUCAUGCUUUAGCGGAUGUGAAUCCCACAGAGAUGCCGAUUCUUUCACCAAGAGUGAUCACGGGGCGGGGGUGAGGUGGGGUGUUGGGGUGGGGGGGGGAUAGAUCACACAUGCUGGACGGUGUUUUGCAAUUAGAGAUUGACAUUGAUGCUGCUCCAAUUUCAGUUUACACACACCUCCAUUCCACACCCACCCCGACGUCUUCUGUGUCUAUUUCCAUGGGCGAGGCCUCGACGACGGAAGCAGGAACCUCAGAAAUUCACGCAGCUGCUUGUAUUCUUUCUCAUCCCGUCCCAUCUGACUCAUUUAUAUUGGGUAUUCAGGGGAUUCAAGUGGGCAAUUUGGGUGGAUUGUUAUUAGCACGUGAGUUCCGACUCUGAAUGUAAAGUGGGAUGUGCUAUCUCAUAAAAUACUUGCCAAUCUUCCGAAAUAAGCUGCAUACUGCAAGGCAUCCGAAGGGGACGGUAUUCCCGGUGAAAUCUACAAGUCGUUUGUUGACACUCUUGCGCCCUGUCUAUAUGGAGUGAUUGAACAGGAGUGGAGAAAUGAAGUUGCUCCUUAUGACUGGGACUCAGGCAUGCUUAUGCCUAUCCUCAAGAAGGGAACGAAGACAGGAAGCGAGAACUACCGCAGCAUAAGCCUCAUCGAUGUUGCUGCGAGGCUCCUCGUUAUUGUCCUUCUUAUGCGACUGAAGGCUGUGCGUGGCUCCAGCAGAAUGUCCAAGCAAGCCGGAUUUUGUGCUGGACGUGGAUGCGCAGACCAUAUAUUUACACUGAGUUGCGCUCCCGAAUUUUAGCAAAACUACCAGCAACCGAGGGUUGUCUGAUUUUCUGACUUUGUUGGAAGCCGGCGAAGCUGAUUCGCCUUAUGCAGCUAUUCUGGAGAAUGUCGAUUUUGUAAGGUCCGGAAUUAACUUCAGGGCCUUGGUGGACCAGUGGAAUAAAAAUGGAUUCAUGGGUGAGUAUUGUUUCUAUCGGGUUCUACUGACUGUAAUUGGUAGGUAACCUGUGAUUUAAUGGGCACAGAUUGAAGCAGCCGCAGAAUGGUCCAAAAAUAGACACACUGACUCAGGAGGUGGCGAGUUAGAGAGCCUUUACGGGCAAACAACUUGGAUAUUUUUAAUGAAGCUUUUAUCAUCAACAUUCAUGGUCUUUAAAUGCUACUGCUCAAAUAACAGCCAACGGGUGGAGUUUGAUUUACUCAAGAGCUAAGAACUGACACAUGUAACAACAACGUAAGGAAACCGGGCCUGUCCUUCUGUCAUUCAACUGCAAUCCAGUUAACCAGCUCUGCAUGGCUAGAAACACUGGUUGGUGGGGGGGAGUCCUGAAGGAAUGGCAUUUUAACAACACUGAGGGAAGAGAUCACACAUGCGGGACAAUGUUUUGCAUUUAGAAACUGAUAUUGACGCCGUCUCAAAUCGAGUCCCCACAGGCCUCGGGACGACGCCCACACCCACCUCAUCCAUGUCCUUUUCCUUGUCCGACUCCUCGAGGACGGAAGCGGAAACAUCGGAUAUACAAACACCUGCAGGUAUCCUUUCUCAUCCCUUCUCAUUUGACUUAUUUCCAUCAGGAAUUCAAAAUAUCACGGUGGGUGUUCUGAGUAGAUUCUAAUUCUUUCUCGAUUUAUCAAGCUGUCGGCACCAAAGUCAACGUAAAUGAUGAGAAAAGCGAAAUAAUGUCCCAAGGGGCUGCCAAUUCUACUUUUAGCUAGGCGAAGCAUUCAAUCGAAUAGAAUUGUAAGAUACCUAACUGUGAUAGUUUGGCCAUGACUUAUGAAGGACACUAGGCCAUACCUUCAGUGCGUGACCUAUCUCAUGAAAUGUUGGCUGAAAUUCUGAAAUGCGUUUUCGAUUAGGAAGGAUUACUUGGUCGCGGUUGUGAUACUGAUUAUCUUAAGGUAUACAAGAAAAUUGACUUAAAUGAUGACAAAAGCGAAAUAAUAUCCGAAGGGGCUGCCAAUUCUACUUUUAUGCAGGCGAAGUAUUCCAUCGAAUGGAACAAUAAGGUACCUUCCUGUGAUUGGUUGGCCAUGAACUAUGAAGGACACUAGGCCAUGUCUGCUGAAAUCGUGAGAGAUGUGUCCCGAUUUGGUCUUUAUUGGAUGACAGGCAUGAAAAUGUGCGCUUCUACAAAUGACAGAGACUGAAUAAAGUCACCGUGCGAUCACCUGAGCCAUCAGCAUUGUUCUGACUUAGUAUAUGGCGCGGAUGACGCUAUGGCCUCUGUUGGAUAGGUCGUCAGUUGUGCCGAGGCCUUGCGCAUGCAUUAGCGGAUGUGAAUCUCACAGAGGUGUCGAUUUUUUCACAAAUGCAUGAUCACUGAGUGGGUUGAUUAGACGUGCUGGAUAAUGUUUUGCAUUUAGAGACUGACAUUGAUGCUGCUCCAAUUUCAGUUUACACACGCCUCCGUUCCACACCCACCCCGACGUCUUUUGUGUCUGUUUCCAUGGGCGAGGCCUCGACGACGGAUGCAGAAACCUCCGAAAUUCACAGCGCUGCAGGUUUUAUUUCGCAUCUGACUCAUAUAUAUUGGGAAUUCAGGGGUGAUUUGGGUGGAUUGUAAUUAGCACGUGAUUUUCGAGUCUGAAUGUACAGUGGAUGUGCUGUCUCAUGAAAUACUUGCAGAACAUCGGAAAUGCGAUUUCUAUUCGUAAGAUAAGGUAACUAGGGUUGUGAUGCUAAUUAUCGUGUUGCAUACUGGCAAGAUGCUCCAGUCACGUCGUGCUGCUGGUUUUCGGACGAGCUUUUUAUCAGCCGCAUUCGUGACUUUUUUCCAAAACAGCUGACUACUAACUUAUUGGGGUUUGUAAAAGUCCGUAGGCCGACGCUACGUGCCUCACACGUUCCUCGUCCACCUUCAAUGCGAACUAGACAUAAACAGUCUGUGUGAGCCUCAUCCCUAAGAUCUAUUUAAGAGGCCAAAAUGUGGCCAUCUCGACCUGACCUUCGGGGUAUUUGACCAGAAAAUCUCACCACUUAACAACAACCUAAAAUUGGCACGAACACCGGAUGGGGCACGCAUAUGUCAAAUUUAUUUAAACAAGAAGAUAAUGCGAAGGGCCGCGGUCACUGUCCUUUCUCUCCUUGCCGAUCACUGGAUGGAAGUAGUCAGACCCCGGGAAUACGGAUUGCCCUGGAAGACGGUUUGCCCGUUAGCCUGACUGCUGGCUACCCGGCCCGUUCACAGUUUGCGGAUAAUGGAACGGCCUUCACUGACGGUUAGCUGCGAAGAAAGCAGACCGAGGUCCAACAAAUAUGCAUUCACCGACCAGCGGCAACAUUACCCCCAGGGUGCGGAGGGCUGAGUUCUGGCAUGCUAAAAGCCUCAUAAAAAAGUCUCAAAGCCCGAUGACGAAACUGUGGCAUGGCAACCGUCGACCACCACUGCAUAAGUUUGCUUGAGACCGCUGCUUUCUGCAUGCGCUUUGAAGCCAAAGCGCCAGAUGAGACGAGCUCGAACAAACAAUCCAAGCGGCUGUUGGGGGUCCGCCUGUACUCAAAAUUACCAAGAAACCUCAGGAAAUAUGUCACACUACAGUACUACGACCGAUACCACGACAUCCGCGGAAACCGACGAGCUCAGCAACCCUUGUCCAGUGGUGCGGGCGACUAGUAUGUUAGCCAGAAUAAACAAUCGGGGACGGACUCCUGGUAUUGGAUGCUGGAAUGUUUGAAUGUUCCUGGACCCUGGUACUCAAAGUCUGACCGCACACAGCCUUACUCACUACAGGGUAGAUGUCUACUGCCUGUCUGAGGUUUGAUUACUUGACUCAGGCUCUCGGGAAAUAAAGAUCCUUGGAGUCGACUCACACCUCACCCUGUACCACAACGCCCAUUGCUAUUCUUCUGGUAGACACGGUGCAGAUACCCACCUCUCGCAACGAGCGGACCUCGUUUCAGUUGCUUGGGAACCAGUCAAUGAGCUAACUGCCUACGUGCGACUGAAGGGUCACUUCACGAACGCCUCUAUUGUAUUUGUGUACACACCAACUUCAGCUGCCGAACAGGACGAUAAAGAGGUGCUUUACUUGCAGCUGUAA